AUGUUGCUAGCCCGGAGACCCCGGUAGAGUUGCCCGAUGGAACCCCGGCCGAUCGAUGCCCUGUCCAAUGGCCACUGAAACAGCCCAGGGGCGUGAAGAUCUCUGGGCCCGGGGAUGUGCGUGCAGUGGCGUCUUUGCGCGUCUGCACGAAAUGGCCCUUGCUGCCCUUCCACUUCGCAGUCACCACCGUGUCUUGGACUCGUUGCCUCAACUCCCAACGCCUGGCUUUCGCUGCAGUGGGCACUUGUUCACCAUCCUUGCCUCGUGCUGGCUGCUGGGCUGUGCGAUUGGCAGGGCCUUUGUUCCUCCAGACCCAGACCAUGGCUGACGCGGUCGCCCAGAAGCGCAGUGCCGAACUCUCAAGCAUCCAAGCACCGGUCCAUAGCUCGCUGUGGAUUUGAGCAGGAUCCUGGCAUCUCUUCUACCUCUCUUCUACCUCUCUUCUGCCUCUCUUCUGCCUCUCUUCUGCCUCUCUUCUUACCUCGUUUCUUGCCACGGGACGGCGAUUAUUGUUGCAUCCCAACGGCGGUCGUCUCGUCGACCCGCCCCGAGUCCAAAUUCCUCUCCAUCCUAUCCCGCCCGGCUCACCCGAGCGCUCUCGAUCUCCAGUGCUGGCUGAGCCCGAUCCUCCAUUGCGAGUACCCCACACCACCUCCGCAUUAUGUCUUGGGAUGGGUUCAACCCGCACACCAGUUCUCGUCUCAGUCUCAGGCAUGGAUUUCCGAUCCACUCCCUCCCACCACUGUUUCCUAUGAUCGUCGUCAUCUAUCAACGCCCCGUUCCGCGUAUUCCACAUCUCUGCCGUCCUCCAUAGGGCCCGUGCGUGCAGUCGUUUCGUGUUCGGUUGCUGUCGCUGCUAGCACGCGGUGUCUAGCCGUCUUCGCUCGCUUAUACAAGAAGGGAGCUGUCGGAUCUGACCAAACAGGGUCCACGUCUCCUUGGAGCAGGCCUGUCCGCCUUCCGCAGGAUUCCCACGCCGGAAGCUGGCUCGCGUAGCAUUGGCAACGAACGGGGGGUGUGGUGGCUGCAGUCCCACGCCGCAAAUCACGGAGCAAGUUCGUCCACCCUCAUGCCGAGAAUGGAACACCACACCACCCACCACCCUCUCGCAACACCCUCAACCUACGUCCUCGCCAUGGUGCCCAUGCACACAUGGCCGAGACAGCUUUUUCCAAGGGAGAUGCCACAAGCAGCAACGACUGCCAAUCUAUUGCUCAUAUUUCUCGUAUUAAGCUUGUGGUCAUGUCACACUUUCCCCGCGUGACUCCCCACGCAACGUCAAGGCAGGUUGGCGAGACUU
Molecule: messenger RNA, 1300 nt
Organism: Lasiosphaeria miniovina
Lineage: Eukaryota; Fungi; Ascomycota; Sordariomycetes; Sordariales; Lasiosphaeriaceae
Exons: 2
Coding region: 115-996 (293 amino acids)
Source: RefSeq, a predicted model, not a curated record